UAUAGUAACAAAGCCCAAAAGGCCCAACUUAACCAUUGAGAUCCAGUCCAAGUUUGUCUCUCUAUCAUCGUCUGAAACCCCAUAAUUGGAUAUUAUCCUCUCUCUAAAAAUUUGGCUUUAUUAACAGACGCACUCCAAAGCUAACGUUGCUUUCUUCCCACUCCAAAAUGGCUCUCGUGUAAUCUUUUCCUCUCAGAAGUCAGAACAUACACUCUUACGAAGACGAAGACUUUUUUUUUUUUUUUCCUGAGCAAUCUCUGAGAAGCACACAGAUAGAGAGAAUUAUUUCAGUCGCUACUCGCUUUAAAUUCCGCCAUUGAUGCAACCUCUUCGCUUUACCUGUCAAAAAUACUCGCCAACUGACAAACAUUAAACUCCUUCUCCUCUCUCGAUUUCCGAAUUUUCUUCAUUAUAGAGAGAUCCGAGUCCAACGAAUAUAAAGAAGCUUAACUCGAACCAGUUGAUCAAGUCGGUCGGUUCUGGGUUUCUCUGAAUUUCAACUCGGUUUAUUCCGGUUAAAGUGUGAUUUUCCCGGCUUAUGGAUCUAACCCAAGGCUUCGGAGCUAGAUCCGGCGUUGUUGGGCCGGUGACCGGACUUGAAUCUCUCAAUUUUAGCGACGAAUUUCGGCACUUAGUGACGACGAUGCCUCCGGAGAAUACUGGCGGCUCUUUCACGGCUUUGCUCGAGAUGCCUGUGACUCAAGCCAUGGAGCUGCUCCAUUUCACAGAUUCAUCGUCUUCUCAGGCGAGAACCGUUACCGGAGAUAUUGCUCCUACUACUCUUCACCCUUUCGGGGCUUUGACUUUUCCUUCUAACUCGCUUCUCUUGGACCGCGCCGCUCGUUUCUCGGUUAUUGCUACGGAGCAAAACGGUAAUAUCUCCGGCGAGACUGCGAACUCUUUACCUUCCAAUUCCGGCGCCAAUCUGGACAGAGUCAAGGCUGAGCCUGCUGAGACCGAUUCAAUGGUGGAGAAUCAGAACCAGAACUACUCUUCUGGAAAGAGGAAAGAUCGCGAGAAGAAGGUCAAGAGCUCGACGAAGAAGACCAAGAGCUCCGUAGAGUCAGACAAGUUGCCAUAUGUUCAUGUCAGAGCUCGUCGUGGUCAAGCUACUGAUAACCAUAGCUUAGCAGAGAGAGCAAGAAGGGAGAAGAUAAACGCACGAAUGAAGCUGCUACAGGAACUGGUCCCAGGCUGUGAUAAGAUUCAGGGCACAGCAUUGGUUCUGGAUGAAAUCAUAAACCAUGUGCAGUCUUUACAGCGUCAAGUGGAGAUGCUAUCUAUGAGACUUGCUGCAGUAAACCCCAGAGUCGAGUUCAAUCUAGACAGCAUACUGGCUUCAGAAAACGGCUCUCUUAUGGAUGGUAACUUCAAUGGAGAGUCUUAUCAUCAGCUGCAACAAUGGCCUUUCGAUGGCUACCACCAGCCGGAAUGGGGAAGAGAAGAAGAUCAUCAUCAAGCCAAUUUCUCAAUGGGUUCAGCUACUUUACAUCCAAAUCAGGUGAAAAUGGAGCUCUAAGUUGGAAUCAGUUUGACAUGCUUAUGUAUAUAUAUAAGAGUUAUAUAUCUGCUAAAGUUUCGAUUGUUGAAUUAGAGGUAGAAAAUGGUUAUGAUUGUUUCAGGUCUUUGUUCAUGGCCUUCUAUAUUUACUAGAUUCCCCAAUGUAGAAUUCAGAAUGUCUCAAUUGUGUUUCCCUUGAGAGAAAGUAUAUGAAGAUUUGAUAUGUUACUGAGCAA
Arabidopsis lyrata subsp. lyrata is the source of this 1736-nucleotide messenger RNA. Its product is annotated as transcription factor bHLH48. Gene Ontology annotation, molecular function: protein dimerization activity; DNA-binding transcription factor activity. The coding region runs from base 539 to 1519 and encodes 326 amino acids. Gene Ontology annotation, biological process: regulation of DNA-templated transcription. Gene Ontology annotation, cellular component: nucleus. The record is from RefSeq and is a predicted model, not a curated record. The transcript is spliced from 6 exons. Lineage: Eukaryota; Viridiplantae; Streptophyta; Magnoliopsida; Brassicales; Brassicaceae.